CAGUAUCACCAUACCCUCACAUUUCUUAGCUUACACACAAUAUAGUGUGUUUGUGUGUGUGAAACUAUGGAGGUUUCAUGGGAAACAAGUGUGACAGAUUCAAUCAAUGCCAUCUACCUUCUCUUUUCAGCUUACUUGGUGUUUAUGAUGCAACUAGGCUUUGCAAUGUUAUGUGCGGGCUCGGUUCGGGCCAAGAACGCCAUGAACAUUAUGUUGACGAAUGUUGUGGACGCAGUCGUUGGCAGUCUCUCGUAUUUCCUGUUCGGGUUUGCAUUUGCAUUUGGUGGCGGGGCGGACUCGAACCCGUUCAUUGGUACUCAAUACUUUGCUUUAAAAGAUAUCCCCUCAAGUUCUUAUGACUAUAGUUUCUUUCUUUAUCAAUGGGCUUUUGCUAUAGCGGUUGCCGGGAUCACUAGCGGGUCGAUAGCCGAGAGAACCCAAUUCAGCGCGUAUCUUGUUUUUUCAUUUUUUCUUACCGGGUUCGUUUACCCGAUUGUGGCCCAUUGGGUUUGGUCUUCUAACGGUUGGCUCAACCCGGCAUCCACAAGCUUGUUGUUCGGGUCGGGUUCUAUCGACUUUGCGGGUAGUGGCGUGGUGCAUUUAGUUGGUGGAAUUGCUGGGCUAUGGGGUGCGUUAAUCGAAGGGCCGAGGGUGGGCCGGUUCGAUGCAUUUGGAAAGCCUGUUCAAAUGCGUGGCCACAAUAUGACUCUAGUCGUGCUUGGAACAUUCUUGUUGUGGUUCGGAUGGUUCGGGUUUAACCCGGGCUCAUUCAACAAAAUUCUCGUCUCGUAUCCCGAUAGUUUCGAUCAAGGAAACUGGACCGCAGUGGGCCGGACUGCGGUUACAACAACACUAUCCGGAUCAACCGCCGGCAUUGUAACCUUGUUCGGCCGACGCUUACUCGUGGGCCAUUGGGACGCUUUAGACGUUUGCAACGGUGUGCUAGGUGGGUUCGUGGCCAUCACAUCCGGUUGCUCGGUGGUGGAACCAUGGGCCGCGAUUGUGUGUGGUUUCUUCGCGGCCUGUGUUCUCAUUGGGCUCAAUAUCAUAGCCAUAAAGUUGCAAUACGACGACCCAUUAGAAGCGGCCCAAUUGCACGGCGGAUGUGGGGCUUGGGGGUUGAUUUUCACGGGCUUGUUCGCAAAAGAGGAGUUUGUUAUCCAAACAUACAACUCGGGUAACAUAGGGAUAACAAGGCCAUAUGGGCUUUUGUUGGGUGGGGGUUGGGGGUUGAUUGGGGCCCAAAUUGUUGAAGUUGUAACUAUCAUGGUUUGGGUUAGUGUGACAAUGGGCCCAUUGUUUUAUCUUUUACACAAGUUGAGGAUAUUAAGGAUAUCAAGUGAUGAGGAAAUUGCUGGGCUUGAUAUUUCAAGCCAUGGUGGUUAUGCCUAUAAUGCAUACUCAGAAGAAAGUGGGCCCCAGCGGUAUGGUGAUUAUCUAAGGCUUCAAGAUCAAUCUUAAUCACAUAUCAACCGGUCUUUGUGAUUUGUAUAUAUUGUAUAUGAUGAUGAUGAUGUUUCCUAUUUAUGAUGUUUGUUGUUAAUGAUUUAUGGUAUUCUUUUGUAAAUUUGGGGUACUUGUUCUUUUGAAAAAAAAAAUAUUAUGUAUAUUGAAAUGAGAUAU
Messenger RNA from Helianthus annuus (common sunflower), 1623 nucleotides. Its product is annotated as ammonium transporter 1 member 3. Gene Ontology annotation, biological process: ammonium transmembrane transport; ammonium homeostasis. Bases 67 to 1461 code for a protein of 464 amino acids. The record is from RefSeq and is a predicted model, not a curated record. The transcript has a single exon. Gene Ontology annotation, cellular component: membrane. Gene Ontology annotation, molecular function: ammonium channel activity. NCBI's taxonomy places the organism in Eukaryota, Viridiplantae, Streptophyta, Magnoliopsida, Asterales, Asteraceae.